Nematocida parisii ERTm1 is the source of this 278-nucleotide messenger RNA. RefSeq names its product 30S ribosomal protein S14p/S29e. Gene Ontology annotation, molecular function: zinc ion binding; structural constituent of ribosome. NCBI's taxonomy places the organism in Eukaryota, Fungi, Microsporidia. Gene Ontology annotation, cellular component: ribosome; cytosolic small ribosomal subunit. The transcript has a single exon. The record is from RefSeq and is a predicted model, not a curated record. Bases 1 to 195 code for a protein of 64 amino acids. Gene Ontology annotation, biological process: translation.
AUGUCCAACCAAGUUAUAGAUGAUAUACAGACACUGAGAGUAUUAGAGAAAAGUGAAAUUCCAAUGGGAAAGGGAAGCAGACAGUGCAGAUCCUGCAUGGGAAGAAGAGGACUGAUUAGACAGUACGAAUUAAUGAUGUGCAGAAGAUGCUUUAGAGAAUACGCAACUGACAUUGGUUUUGAGAAGCUAAACUAAAUAAGAAUAAAUCCAAAAUAAAUUUAUCCGUUAAUCAUGCACUGUAAGACAGAACUUAUAAUAGCUGGAAAUGUCUUUUAAUA